AUGGCGGAGAGCGGCGGCGUCGUGGAGGGAGAUGACGGAGAGCUGCUGGCGUCGGGGAGGGAGAUGGCGGCGUCGUCGGGAAGGCGGCAGGCGGCGGCGGCAGUGGAGAGUGAGGGCGGCGACAGGGAGAGUCAGGGAGUGAGGGAGGUCUCGACGUCUCGGCCUCGCGAUGCAGAGGAAUGGCAGAUCGAUUUAGGAAUUAGGCGGAUUAGGGUUAGGGACUUAGGGUGGGUGGAACGUGGAGCGGCGUCGUUUUUACUAGGUGAUUGA
Molecule: messenger RNA, 270 nt
Organism: Linum trigynum
Lineage: Eukaryota; Viridiplantae; Streptophyta; Magnoliopsida; Malpighiales; Linaceae
Source: the annotation of a GenBank genome assembly